Messenger RNA from Castor canadensis (American beaver), 957 nucleotides. It is a transcript of the gene Prps1l1, whose product is annotated as phosphoribosyl pyrophosphate synthetase 1 like 1. Gene Ontology annotation, cellular component: ribose phosphate diphosphokinase complex; cytoplasm. Gene Ontology annotation, molecular function: magnesium ion binding; ATP binding; ribose phosphate diphosphokinase activity. Lineage: Eukaryota; Metazoa; Chordata; Mammalia; Rodentia; Castoridae. Gene Ontology annotation, biological process: purine nucleotide biosynthetic process; 5-phosphoribose 1-diphosphate biosynthetic process; ribonucleoside monophosphate biosynthetic process. The record is from RefSeq and is a predicted model, not a curated record.
AUGCCAAAUAUUAAAAUCUUCAGCGGCAGCUCCCACCAGGACUUAUCCCAGAAAAUCGCCGACCGCCUGGGUCUGGAGCUGGGCAAGGUGGUGACUAAGAAAUUCAGCAACCAGGAGACCUGCGUGGAAAUUGGUGAGAGCGUGCGUGGGGAGGACGUGUACAUCGUGCAGAGCGGCUGUGGCGAAAUCAACGACAGUCUCAUGGAGCUGUUGAUCAUGAUCAACGCCUGCAAGAUCGCUUCUGCCAGCCGGGUCACAGCAGUCAUCCCCUGCUUCCCGUACGCCCGGCAGGAUAAGAAAGAUAAGAGCCGUGCCCCCAUUUCCGCCAAGCUCGUCGCAAACAUGCUGUCUAUAGCGGGUGCGGAUCACAUCAUCACCAUGGACCUCCAUGCCUCCCAGAUCCAGGGCUUCUUUGACAUCCCAGUCGACAAUUUGUAUGCGGAGCCAGCUGUCCUCAAGUGGAUAAGGGAAAAUAUUUCCGAAUGGAGGAACUGCACCAUUGUCUCUCCGGAUGCUGGCGGGGCCAAGAGAGUCACUUCCAUUGCAGACCGUUUGAAUGUGGACUUUGCCUUGAUUCACAAAGAACGGAAGAAAGCAAAUGAAGUGGACCGCAUGGUGCUAGUGGGAGAUGUGAAGGAUCGGGUGGCCAUCCUUGUGGAUGACAUGGCUGACACUUGUGGUACAAUCUGCCAUGCAGCUGACAAGCUUGUCUCAGCCGGAGCCACCAGAGUUUAUGCAAUCUUGACACACGGAAUCUUCUCUGGCCCAGCCAUUGCUCGCAUUAAUAGUGCAUGCUUUGAAGCACUAGUAGUCACCAACACCAUACCUCAGGAGGAUAAGAUGAAGCAUUGCUCCAAAAUACAGGUGAUCGACAUCUCUAUGAUUCUUGCAGAAGCUAUCCGGAGAACUCACAAUGGGGAAUCUGUUUCCUACCUGUUCAGCCAUGUUCCUAUGUAA